AUGCUAUCUUCAGAGAGCCCUGAGUAUGGACUCUCAUUUCCACAUGAUCCAGCAUACCUUACCCCAAGUUCAUCUCAAAUUGCCACCUGCAACACCCAGAAUCCCACCACUCCUCCAGAUGAGCCACCUCUACUCAAGGGAGGUGCCACAGGGCCUGGUCUAUCCUCACCUGAUGCAACUACAACUAGCUCUAACAGCAGCCUGGAGGAAUUCCUCAUGCUCCUAGUUCUCCAGAACAACAACAACAUUUCCAUCAAUCUUGCCAUUCUUGCUGAUAACAGGCUCUGGAAGGCCAAUAAAGAUUUUUAUGUCCAGACCUAUCCACAAUUAUAUCUUCUUCAUUCAAGCACUGGGACUGAUACACUAUAUUCUAGCAGUGUGGAUAAAGACUUAUCUGGUAAACAGUUGGAGAGUCUCAAGCAAGAAGUAGAGAGAUUAGAAGAACAGAGCAUGAAGCAGUCUCAGAUUACUUUUAUAUUAUCUGCCAGAGAAGAUUUCUUUACUGCUCUUUAUUCUUAUUUUCUAUCUCUAUAA
This is a messenger RNA of Coccidioides immitis RS, 534 nucleotides long. RefSeq lists its product as uncharacterized. The record is from RefSeq and is a predicted model, not a curated record. Bases 1 to 534 code for a protein of 177 amino acids. The transcript has 2 exons. NCBI's taxonomy places the organism in Eukaryota, Fungi, Ascomycota, Eurotiomycetes, Onygenales, Onygenaceae.